UAGUACAUAUUUUAAAAACUCACUAAUACAGAUGUUUUAAAUAACUGUUGUGUUCUAUUGCUUAAAUUCUUCGUGUAUCUCAAAAUUGUAUUGUUGUGACUAAUUGAUUUUUGUUAAAGAUGAAAAUAGAAUUAACAAAAAAUGAAACUGAUACAUUGUGUGCUGAAAAUAAUAAUAAAAAUGAAAUUGAAUCAUUCGAUGAUAUUUUGGAAAUAGUUGGUAGUGAUGGAUCAUUUCAACAUAGAUUUAAUUGGCUUUUUAAUUUUGCAUAUGCAAUGAUUUUAUCCAUGACUUUUAUGAAUGUAAUUAUUGCAUUAGCCAUACCGGAACAUUGGUGUUAUAUUCCAGGACGUGAGAAUACAAAUUAUACUGUUGCAGAAUGGCGAGAAAAAACUAUACCAAAAGAAAUGGAUAAUCUUGGACAGAUUUCAUUCAGUAAAUGUAAAGCGUACAGUUUAACUGAUGACAAUGUUACACAGUCUUGCAAUAAUGGUUGGGAAUUCGAUAAAACAUGGUAUGAAUCCACUAUUGUCACGGAUAAUGAUUGGGUUUGCGACAAAGAAGUUUAUGUUACACAUUCUUUGGUCUAUAGUCGUGUUGGUGAAUUUAUUGGGACCAUAGUGCUUGGAUCUCUUGGUGACAGCAUAGGUCGACGUCCUGUUUUUAUAGUGACCGUUGUAACAAUGACAAUAACACGUAUUGUAAUGUUAUUUACCACAUAUAGUUAUGUGGUAUUUAUGAUUGUUAGUAUAUUAAGUUCAGCAACAUUAAACAGUGGCUUUCAAUCACCAUUAACCAUAUCAAUGGAAAUUAUUAGUGUUAAAAUGCGUGCCACAUUAAUAUCAAUACAAUAUUUAGGAUGGACAAUUGGUAUUUGUAUAUUACCAUUAAUUAUGUGGGUUGUACGUCGUUGGGAUUAUUUCUUCUUGAUAACAACUUUACCAGGAUUAUUAAUAUUUAUAUUUUACAAAUAUCUGAUUGAAUCUCCUCGGUGGUUGGUUUCACGAGGAGAAAUGGAAAAAGCAUACGUACAAUUAAAAGUAAUUGCAAAAUAUAAUAAACGGCCCUUACCUGAUGAUUUUAUGGAUAAAUUGAAUUGUUUAAAAAACAAAGGCGAAUCCAAUUAUGGAUUAUCCAGUUUAAUAUCGAGUUGGCGUUUGUUUAAAAAUACACUUGUUUUAUGUAUUUGUUGGAGUGCAACGCUUAUGUGCUAUCAAAUAUUUAUAUAUAAUGUCACGAGUUUAGCUGGAAAUCCAUUUUUAAAUUUCUUAUUCCAAGCAUUAAUAGAACUUCCAAGUAAUUUAGUUGGAAAAUUAACUUGUAACUAUUGUGGACGACGUUUUGUGUCAUUAAUUGCUUUCAUGUUAUCUGUAGCAUUUUGUGUAAUUUUACUUAUAUCUUAUAAUUGGAAAAUAUCAAUGUUAACAAUUGGUCUAAUAUUGGUUGUAAAGUUUUGUCUCUCAUGUGGUGUAUAUGUUCUAAAUUUGCAAUCAUUAGAAGUGUUCCCAACAUGUGCUCGACAAUCUGGUACAAGUGCGAGUUUCUUCUGCGCUGUGGCAGUGUCAUCUUUCAGUCCUUACAUAACAUAUUUGGGUACCCAGUAUGAUGCUCGCAUACCUUACGUUGGUGUAUUAAUAUUGGCAUUAAUUGCAGCUUUGAGUGGAUCAUUUUUACCUGAAACAGUGGAUGUUCAAUUACCAGAAACUUUAGAAGAUGCUCGUGUAUUUGGGAAAGAUCAAUUGUAUUGGGACUUUUUGAAUCGCAAAAAUUCAAAAUAUCAGAAAGCAAAGACAACAGAUGAAUGUACGGCUGUAAAAGAUGUGAAAGUGUAGCUUAUUCAAUAAUAAAUUUUUUAUUUAUUUA
Molecule: messenger RNA, 1863 nt
Organism: Chrysoperla carnea
Lineage: Eukaryota; Metazoa; Arthropoda; Insecta; Neuroptera; Chrysopidae
Product: solute carrier family 22 member 5-like
Exons: 9
Coding region: 120-1832 (570 amino acids)
Biological process (GO): transmembrane transport
Cellular component (GO): membrane
Molecular function (GO): transmembrane transporter activity
Source: RefSeq, a predicted model, not a curated record